Messenger RNA from Saprolegnia diclina VS20, 11234 nucleotides. RefSeq lists its product as hypothetical. The coding region runs from base 44 to 11176 and encodes 3710 amino acids. Gene Ontology annotation, molecular function: protein binding; ubiquitin-protein transferase activity. The record is from RefSeq and is a predicted model, not a curated record. The transcript is spliced from 36 exons. Lineage: Eukaryota; Oomycota; Saprolegniomycetes; Saprolegniales; Saprolegniaceae.
GCACAACUUGCAGUCGCCGACAGGUCGCACCGUGGAUCGACCGAUGGACAUCACGCUCCUCGCAUCGACCAAGUACGUUGAGGACCGGUACAAAGACCUCAAGCGCAAGCGUCCGGACGAGAAGGAGCAAGCGCCGGCGUCCGAGACCGCGCUCGUCGGUGGCAUUUCGGCGGCGAAGCGCUACGAAGCGCUGCUCUUGUCGCCGUCGACGAGCCCGUCGGUGGUCGCGACGCUCGACCAAGGCGCGCUCGUUGCGACGCUCGACGACCUCGAACACAUGUGGCCCAUGACGUUACUCGAGAAGAAGCACACGGUGCUGUACCUGCUUUUGGAUCAACUGGCCAAAGCUUCGCCCGCCGACGCCAAGGACGCUCCGCCAAAGCGAUCGCCGGCGCCUCUGCCCGAGGACGAGACCGACGCGUGCGAGUCCCUGCCGCUCUCGACCCAAAUCGCCGUCAAGCUCUUCUUCAAAUUGCUCCAGUCCGUGCGCAGUCGGAGCGCAGCGAGCGGCAACUUUGCGCCGCUCGGACGCCUCAUCGAGCAAGUCCCGGCCAUGCUGCUCGACAUGCCACCGCUGGCGCUGGCGCCCGAGCCCGGCACGAAGAGCCCGACCGUCUUUGACGAGAUGUUUCGUACGAUCGUGGUCGCGCUGCCGCAGCUCGCCGACGUCGGGCACAGCCUCGCCGCGUUGAUUGGCCUUAGCAUCAAGCGAGGUCGGCUCGAGCACAUCCUGCUGGUGCUCAAGCAGCUCCUGAGCAUGGAUCCAUCGCUGUCGCUACCACCGAACGUCGGUACCUUCCUGCGGGAACUCGUCACCGCCGUCGCUCAGCCCACCGAGACGACCGCCGAGACGACGUCAUCGACCGGGAUGCUUAUGAGCUUUGGGAAAGGCGACCACGGCAAGCUCGGCCACGGCAGCUGUGCGCACGCGGGGUGCGCCGACGGACGGUGCACCGAGAAUAAGUCGACGCCGGUGGUCGUCGAGGCGACACGGGACGUGACGUUUCGCAAGAUUGACUCGCUCUCGACCCACAGCGUCGCGAUCACGUCGAACGGCGAGCUCCUGUCGUGGGGCAAUGGCGACAAGUACCGCCUCGGCCAUGGUGACGCUGCCAAGGAGUACGCGCCGCGCCUCGUGGAAGCCUUCCGAGACAAGCCGCGCGUCCACGAUGUCGCUUGCGGUCUCGGACAUACUGUCGUGCUGCUCGUGAACGGCGACGUCUACGCCUGGGGCAACGGCGGCAACGGGCGUCUCGGGCUUGGCGACACGUCGGAUCAAAUGCAGCCGUGCAAGGUCAUGCUGCCCGACGAGAUUGUCGAGAAAGAGAGUGACGCAUGGCUCGUCAGCGCCGUCUUUUGCGGCGCAUCGCACUCGCUCGCCGUGACCAAGCACGGUCACCUCUUUGCGUGGGGCAAAAACAACCAAGGCCAGUGCGGAGUGGGCCACACCAACGACGAACUGCGCCCUGCGCAUGUCUCGUACUUUGACGAAGCCGACAUGCGGGUCUCGACUGUCGCCGGAGGCUGGGAACACACGCUCAUGUGUACGACCGACGGCAAGGCGUUCGCAUGCGGUUGCGGCUACAAGGACAGUCGGCGCGCGGGGCUGCCGCCCGUCUUGGGGCUGGGCAUCAACGACACGGACCGCCGCACCAAACCCACUCCAAUUUCGACGUUAGACCAGUGCGUCGCCGUGGCUUGUGGCUGGGACCACUCGCUCGCCAUCACCAAAGACGGCGGAGUCUACUCGUGGGGCUCUGGCACGAACGGCAAGCUUGGCCACGGCGACGAAGAGAACCGCGACGUCCCGACGCAAGUGCUCGGACUCAGCGGCAAGGUGGUUCGCGACGUUCGCGCGGGCUGCGAGCAUACGACUGCGAUCACUGCGUCCGGGGAAAUGUAUACGUGGGGACACAGCGACAGCGGGCGGCUUGGCCACGGCGACAACGUCACGCGCAAGACACCGUGCUACGUCGAAGCGUUUGCGUGGCAAGGGCUCCGGCCGGUCGCGAUCGCGGUCGGCGACAAGUACAACCUCGUGCUUGUGCAGCCGAUCGGCGAUGACGCCGGGUCGUCCAACCAAGUGGUAGAGACGACGCCGACGCCAUUGGCCGACAACGACACUGAUACGACGAUGGCGACGACGGCGUGGACCGUCGGCGCCGCGCACACGACGAUGCUCGAACAGCUGCACCGUCUCGCGUAUGCCUACGUACCGCGGGAGGACGCGGCGCUCGUCGAGAAGUUACGGCAGGUGCACACGCACCCGGCAUCGUCGCCGCCGUCGUUGGCCUACGCCGUCGACGUUUCGGCCAGCACGUUCGAGCUGCUCCUCGAUGUGUUGGCCUUCGAUGGCCAGAAGACCAAGACGGCGUCGACGCUCGGGUGUCUGCAUUUGAUCCAGGCCAAUCUGCUGCGGUUUUUGAGCUGCCCGCACGUCACACUACCGGCGUCACUGUUGACCAAGCUGCACACUGCCCUCCAGACGCUGGCGACGACGAUGGACGGAGAGAUCGCCCUGGCCGCCGCGACAGCGCUCAAGAUUGGGUUUCCGUGCUUUUACGCAUCGCCCGCUGCUCAGCACGCGCUGUUCUGGGACCUCCUACUGGUACCCGAAGCGUCGCAGUCGGUGCUGCUAGACGCUCUCGUCGACCCGCUGUGCCAGGAUCACGUGGUGCUGGGGCUCAUGGGUCGCCUCUUUGGACAGCUGGGCUGCCAUACGUGCGCGAUCGACACUGUCGGCCCCGACGCUUCAGCGCCGACGGUGGGCGACCUACGAGCGCUUUUGCUGCGUCUCGUCACGAGCUGCGUCGAGACGAGUCCAGAGAAGGCGAUGUCGGCACUGCAGCUGCGGGUGCUCUCGGUGCUCCAGACGCAUGUGUUUGCUUGCUGGCACGCGCCAAGCGUCUACUGCAUCGACUGCGUCGGAGCAGUUCUGGGCCCGUACCUCGAGAGCCUCUUUGGUCAAUGCCUCGUGCUACUCAAGGCCGUGCACAGGCGACUACUGAAGGACAGCGACCUCUCGACGCUGCAGCCCUCGUUCUUCCACGCCCUCGCGCCGCUCGCGAUCGAGUGCUGCUGCGUCUCCCGGCUCCGGUCCAGCGAGUCGUUUGGCCUCCGCCUCCUCCCGACGCUACUGCCGAUGCUCAAGCUCCUGGAUGAAAUCACGUACAAAGCCACCCAAGACACGCGGUCGAGCAACCAAUCCCCGAGCAUGGACCUCACGUGGAUCAGCGAGCUCGAGAACGCACUGGCGCUGCUCGUCGGUCGCUACACGAGCGCGCUCAUCGGGUCGUCGCGCCCAGUUGCUUCGCCAUCGACAACGAUUCCGACACCACUGCGCUUGUUGUGUCGCUACGGACAAAUUGUCGACGGGACGCCAGCACCACCGAGUGCCCUUCGGCGAUGGGAAGAGAGUGGGGUCUUUGAGGUCGAGAAUGAGCUCCAAGGCGACAUGACGCCGCCGCCCGACGUGACGCUCGAACAUAUUGCAAUCUGCGACUGGUGGGCCGGCCACGGCGUUCUCCAGCACUUGGACAAGUGGAUGCGCUAUCAUAUGCAGCUCUCGUGGCUUAUGCCGCUCGCCUCGGUGGAGAGUACCCGGGGCAUCGGACCUCUUUUGCUCUGGCACGCGGGUCUUGCGGCCACGGCACUUGCGUUCGCCUCAAGUCUCGAUGUCCAGGCGCCGUUGGAACCCGGGGCACCGCCCACGCCCCCCGAGCCGUUGCUGCAGCUGUGGACGCUUCUGACGUCACUACCGGUGCACGUACUGUCCGAGGAUGUCUUUUUAGAGCAAGCACGCCGGCUUUUGACUUACUACCCGAGUCAGUGCAGCUGGACACUGGCCACGACCGACACCACGCCUCCGUCGCACUGCUCGUUUCCUAACUGCACGCUGUUUGGGUAUCGGGCAUAUACGCUCUCGGUGCCGCAUCUUGUUGCGCUUUUGCAGUCGCCACUGAGCUGGUCGAGUGAGCGCGACGACGACCGCAUAUCGUUCAAGAUUGCCGGGCUCAGCAUUCUCCACGAUCUGCUUCGAAAGCUCACGAGCAGCGCUGCGAAAUGCGAGCUUCUCCGCGUCUUGUACGAGCGCCUCGAAGUCGACGUCGAUGCUGGCUGCUUGUCCGUGGCGUACAAUGCAUGGCAAGAGCCGCGGGUCGUCUUUGCAUCACCGCUCUCGUCGUCGCCGCGCAAAAGCAAGCGACGUCGUGACAGUGACGCGUCACCGCUGCAGCUACUGGAGCGGGAUUUGCACGCAUUUCACGGUCAUGCAGAGCACGGCAAGCUCGCCAAGGCCAUCGAGAACCUCUACGUGCGCUCGGCCAAGAUCCUCGCGAGUGCUGAGAGUGAUCCGUUGCUCAAGAAGCGGGCUCUGACGCUCUGGACCGUCCACUUUCACGACGUCGGUCUGAUUCGCCGGGCGGGCAUUCUGCACAUCCUCGGCGACCUCUUGGCGACCGAUGCACCGCCAUUUGCCAUGAACGCGGCGGCCGACGUCAUUUACGGUAGCUCCCACGCCGCGCCCGCGCACAGUUGUCUGCCGCCCCGUCUCCGCCCCGUUGAGAAGCUCGUCGCCGGCGCGACGACGGCACGGAGCCUCCAUAAUGCAGCGUGGCACGUCUUUGGCUGGCUCGGGCGGCAGUUGAUGCUGUCGACCGAAGCGUCCACAGAGGCGCUCUCACGUCCGUCGUCGGCCAAACCGUCGCUGCACUGCACGUCGCCUCGGAAGCGGCUGUCGCUACCGCCAAAGCUUAUCUCAGCCUCGCUCGACGAGUCGCUGGCCCACACGUACAUGGUCGUCAUCGACGAGCUGCGUCGCGUCACCGCCCAGCUUGCGAGUUGGAAUGCACUGGCGCACAGUAUGGUGCAGUGCUUGGACGACAGCCAAGCCAUUCUUCUUGCGGACCCGAACGUGGUCUCGGGCACCAACGCCGUCUUCUUAUCGGCGAAGGAGCGCGCGUCGUUUGAUUGGAGCACGGACGGCUUUGCGAUAUCGCUCUUUCUCUACAUUGAGCGCGACGAGAAGGAGGCAAGUGCGACGUCGGGUGCGUCGAUGCUGCUGCUGGCCAAUGGCGAUGUUACUUCGCAUCAGCUUGCGCUUACCUUGUGUCUGGACGGUCGCGUGGGGCUGCAGCUGCGCAUCGAAAAGACGUCUGUGGAGGUCGCGGUGUUGUCGGCGCGACCACUCGUGUGGGGACACUGGACCCACCUUGUGGGCCGGUUCAACCCGACCUCGCGCUGCCUGGAGGUGUUUCUGAACGGGAUUCUCGAUGCUCAAAGCGACUGCAUCGAGACGACGGCCGACAAGUCAGUCCUGUCGCACCAUACGUUUACGGUGGGCGGGUUCGUGCCGUCGUCGGGCAUUCCGCCACCGCACCCGCCCCACUUGCUCCUUGACGACGUCGCGUUUCAUCUGCACGCACUCUCGGAGGAGACCAUUGGCGUCAUGGCGUUGGCGGGCUCGCUGCUCUUUCGAAUUCAGCAGCGCCAAGUGCUCGACACGUACUGCGACCAUUUGCUGUCGCUGCUCGUGGCGCCGUCGCGCGCACUCCCGCCCGUCGACGACGUUGUGAGCCUUGUUGUGGCACUCUUUCCGGUGGCGCCACCGCGCAGCCACGACAAGCUGUUUUCAUUGCUGACGAACCUGCUGCCCGCGCUCCCACCUGCCAGUGUACUGCUACGCGAGUCGGCGCUCUCGUUCAUGCUGCAGUGCUACAGCUCGGCAUGGUUUGGGUCGACGUACGACACGUACGGACCCCCGGGCCUCUCGGCCGCGCUCUCCACCCGCAAAGACUCGGUGUUGCUGCACUUGCUCAACGCCCGGCAGCUCGACCCCAACGGCGUUGCAACCUGGCUCCUCUUUGAACAACCGGUGAAGGCCAAGUCGUUGCCGCUGCUCCGAGCGUCGCGGGCGCGACUGGCGACCGGCGUCGUGGCGUUGCUUGCGCACCUGCUGCAGUCGCCCUUGUGGCAACCGACGCUUCUGGCGUUCUUGGAGGCGUGGAUCAAGAGUGCAGAGUCGUGGACCGGCCAGCGCGGAAGUCUUGCCGACACGGCGACGAUGGCCAAGGUCGUCCUCGCCGUGAACGUUGUGGCCGCAACACCCGGUGGCUACCCACUGCCCGAGCCUCUGCCAACGCUCGUCGCGUGGAGCUUGACGUCGCCUAUAAGCAUGGCCGGCCACGAAGCACCGACCACGGCGACCCCGGCAUCGUCGACGGCCGAGAUGCGCGAAGACAUUCAGUUGGCACAGCACGUGCAUUUGCGGUCGUCGCUGCUGCGGCUGUGCCGCCUCCAGGCCCAACACACGGCCGCCGUCGACGCGCUCUUGAAACCGGGUCUUAUCGGAUUUCUUCAGCUGGCGAUUCAGCCAUUGGCCGAAGCCGUCGCGACGGUGUUUGGGUCCGACUUUGAUAUCAUUAGCAAGCUCGAUACGGUGCAAGCGCUGCUCGAAUGGAUCCUCGACGACGCGGAGACGCCACACGACGGCGGCAGUAAGCGCCGAGCGGCGCUGGAAAUGCUCUCGACAGUACUCUUCGAACGGCUUCCGUACGUCAACCCGCGCGAAGUGGCGCCGUGGUGGCUCGUCAACGCAACGCAAAAGCUUCAAGUGCUCGGCGGCGACGUCGAAAUGGAAGAAUACCGCGUCAAGGGUCUGCAGCAUUUUCCCACCAUCAAGCUCACCGGCGUCUCGAUCACGGCGGGGACAGGCAUGUGGUUUUAUGAAGUCGUAUUGCUCACGGACGGCCUGAUGCAGAUUGGGUGGGUGGACACGGCGUUUGAAGCCAACGCGAUCCAAGGCCAAGGCGUCGGCGACCACACCAACAGCUGGGCGUACGAUGGGUUUCGGCGGAAAAAAUGGAACGUUGGCGCGCUCGAGUAUGGCGACCGGUGGCACGUCGGCGACGUUGUCGGCGUGCUCCUCGAUACGGACCGGUUCGAAAUGACCUAUUUUCUCAACGGCCGCAGCCUCGGCGUUGCGUUCGAGGGGCUGCAUCUGACGCACGCGCUCUUCCCGGCCAUGUCGCUCAACGUCGACCAAGCGGUGCAGCUGCACUUUGCCAAGAACCAGUUUUUGUACUGCCCGACGCUCGACAAUGCCAAAUUGCAGCCGGUGGCGAGUGCGAUCGUGGGCGGCGUCUGCGAGCACAGCCCGAGCAAAGGCCGACUGAGUGUCGAGACCGACCACGAAGCCGCGAUCGAUCGACGACGCACCGACCUCAUCGACGGUCUCAUUGGCCUCGGGUUUUCACCGGAAUGGGCGCUCCGGUGCGCGCGCGAGACGUCCCUUGACAUCAACGAGAGCGCUGCGAUCGCGUGGAUCAUGGAGCAGAUGGAGGCCGAUGCGCUGGCGGCGCGGCCGUCGCAUGCAAGCCACUACCGCAUGCACCACCUCCAACAACUCGACGGACUCGGGGGGCACGUCGACAAGCCGGCGCUGCCGACGGUGGACCGUCCGCAGUGGGCCGUGGUUGCCGACGCCGACGUGGCGGCUCCGUCGACCGAGCCCCGCAAUGCUCUCCUUCUCGACGAGACGUGCGAGGAGGUGUAUGCGGACGAGGGACUCGUCGUCCAUGACCCCAAGCUCCCGAGUACGAGCGAGAAGCGGUCCGUCGGCUUCAUCUUGAGCCUCGCCGACCACUGUCGCGACGACGAAAUCUUGCCGUUGUACGUCAUUGCCGAGACCGUUCUCUGCGUCUGGUCGGCGCAGGAGGCGACCCACGAGCUUUUUCGCAGCGGCAGUCUCGCGCGCGACGAGACAUUGGCCCAGCACGCGCCGCUCUUUCUACAGUACCUUCAGCGACGCCUCCUCGACGAGGCAACGGCCACCGACAACGGUGGUCCGUACGAAGCGCUGUUGCAGCAACUCUGCGGCACGUCGCCGGCCUUCUUUGAGCUCCUCGUCCGCGACCUGCUCGGCCACGUCCACCGAGCGACGGCCAAAGACAUGGUGUCCACACCGUUCGCACCGGGUCAUGCGAGCAACAGCGCUGGCCCCAACUUGGCGUGGGCGCGCUGGUUGGCGGCGGUUCUGCGCCGUCUCGCAACGAUAGACCCGACCCGGACCGAUGUGCUGUACGCACCGGCGAUUUGGCAAGAGCUCUGGGUGGCACUGAGUGCGACGGCCAACGCGACGGUGCGCCAUGCCGUCGUGUCGAUCCUAGUGACGCUUCUGAACGAGCUGCCGUCGACGACGAUGGAGGCGUUGCAGCUGCACGUGCGCGUCAAGCAUUUGAUCGAGUGGCUCGGCGAAAAGCUCCGCAAGACAAAACAAGCCCGCGUCCUCGCAUCCGCCUACACUCAGGCAAUCUUUGAGCUCACUAGUUGUCUCUACCGAUAUGUGAACCCUCGUACGUCGUUCCUUGUGGCCGCCCCGCCCGUCGUCUUGCCAGUGCUGCUUGUCGAGCACGUGACGUCGUCGACGGUCGUCUUGUCAUGCCCCGUUGACGGCGCGACGGCGCUUGAGCUCGCGAUGGAGACGGUGCACAGCAACGGCCACGUCGGUGUCUCGGACUUUAUCGAGCUCGUGGACCCAGUGGACUUGCACCGUCAUAUGCCGUACACGCUGUCGCACCUGCAGCCCGAGACCGUCUACCACGUCCGCUGCAUCUUUGGCGAGACGCGGUCGCCGGCGACGGUGCUGGAAACGCUACCGGAAUCGGUGCUGGAGCUGGAUCCGGCGGCGAUUGGCAGCAACCUCGAGCUCUUGCACCACAACAUGACGGCGCGCAACCGCAUCAACAAGAAGUGGCACGCGGUCCGCGCGUCGGUCGGCUUUACAUCCGGUGUGCACGCGUGGGACGUCCGUAUCGACAAGUGCGUCUCCAAAAACAUCUUUGUCGGCGUCUGCACCGCCGAUGCGUGCCUUGACAACUAUGUUGGCAGCGACGCCUAUGGGUGGGGUUUUCUCGCCAACAAGGCCGUGUGGCACAACAAAACCAAGCUGCAAACGUACGGCGACAUCUUCAAGCAAGGUGACGUCGUCUCGGUCGUCCUCGACCUCGACGCCGGGACGCUUGCCUUUGCGCGCAACGGCGACUCGUUUGGUGUUGCCGUCGAGAACCUCCACGGCACGCAUCAUUCGGUCGUCGCACCGGCCUACUUUCCGGCGAUCUCCAUGUACAACAAAGAUGACCAGGUGACGCUCUUGCCGUCGACGUCGGACGCACCGGUGCGAUCGGCGGUCGCUGGCGCGUCGACGGUGCUUGUUGCCCUCACCGCGCAUCACAAGCUGCUCGAAAUGACCGAGUCCCUCUCAUUGGCCUCGACCGCCGGGGCGUACGACCAUUGGUGCAAGUGGAUCCACCGAGCCGAGGCCGUCGUGACGCUUGACGACGGCGCGUGGCUGCUCUUGACGACGACCCACGACGCAUGUCUGCCAUUUGGCCUCUUUGCCGGUGACGUCAUCUUCACGUCCAAAGGCAUGUGCACGGUCCUCGGCGUCGCCAAGCACGAACUCUACUACUCGAUCGAGGCCCACGCGCCGACAGGGUCGCCCGAUGCGAUUGGCCGCUGGAAAGUGCAUCUAUGCAGGGACAUGGUCGGGCGGCCGAGCGAGUUUCCCGUGACGCGCCGCCAUGACGCGCCGCAUCCGGUGGCGCCGACCAGUCUCAGCCACGAAGCCUUCCUCGACGCGCAACGCCCGUGGACACCGGCGCUGGACGAAGCGCUUCUCCAGCAUGUGUAUACCACUGUGCACUUUCAGCGGUACACUAGCGUCUUUGACGUCCGAAUGACCGACUUGGAGCCGGUGCCGCUGGCACUGACACCGAUCGAAAGCGCAGCCCGCGUCGCCUGGCUCCGCUACCUCAACCUCCAAGCCCAAGUGGUCGUGCCGUGCGUCUCGCUCGCCGACGCAUCGAUGCAAUGCCUUCGCCGACGCCUCUUUCGCUUUCUCCCACUGCGCUUCGCCCGCGAUCUACUCAAGAAGACGGCGACCGCCACGACGUUGCCGGCGACGGCCGCCGACGAGCUCGACGACGACCCGCCCGACCUCAUCAAGUGCAACGUUCGCGCAUCAUCUCGGCCGAGUUUUCCGUUCUGGGAGACGAGUGGCGUCGACGCCGACGACACGAUCGACGACGACGAGGUCGACACCAAUGUCUUUAGCCAGCUUGCGGCGUUCUUGACGUCGGCGGCGACAAGGGAACUGCGCCGGCAGUACGCGCCACCACCGCCACCGUACGCCGAUGUGACGGCACCGACCGCAACGCGCACCUUCCGCGUGCACUGGGAGGCACCGGAUGCGACGCUGCCGCUCGAGCCCGCGGUGGCCUACGCCCAUGUACUCAAGGAAGCGGCGCGCGCCGUGCAGUCGCCAACGUACCCUCUCUUGGCGCCGACGCGACAGUCGUCGACGCUCUGGUUGAACAUCUCCUUCUUGCGACCGCGAUCGAACAGUCGUGCCGAUUGUUUUGCGCUCGGGCAGCUCGUUGGCAUUGCGUGGCGCAGUGACGUGCACCUCCCGUGGUACUUUGGCCCGCUGCUAUGGAAGUUGCUCGCGCGCGAGUCCGUAACGCUCGACGACUGGGCGCCAGUCGUCGACGACGACGCGACCGACGUCGCCGUUGCACUCGCCAUGCCCACCUGGUCGACGGACGACUUUGCAUCGCAUGCGAUUCCAUGGGACGGCGAGAUUGUCACGCUAGCGACGGCGCCUCGCUACAUCGCCGGCCUCCUCGACUCGCUGCUCACUCCGUACAAGCCGUACGUUGAAGCGAUGCAGCGCGGACUCGUGAGCAUCGUCCCGCCCACCUGCCUCGGCCUCUUCUCGGCCGCGACGCUCGCAGCCCACCUCUGUCCGGCCGCCAAGCUCCUCGCCUUGCAGGCCCGGACCCAGUACGCGGGAGGGUUGCGCCGGACGUCGGCGGUCGCUGCCUUCUUCUGGCGCAUCUUGCAUGCGCUGUCGCUGGACGAGAUGCACCUUCUCGAGCGGUUCCUUGUUGGGCCGCACUGGAGCCCGUACGGGACGCUGCAGUUGACGCUGUCGCCCGGCGACGUCCACGGCGGCGGGUAUCCUAGCGUCGAGCGGUCGGCCACCGAUGCGUGCGUGCUCGUGCUGCCGCUGUACCCGACGCAAGACAUGCUGCACAAGAAGCUGCUCCUGGCCAUGACGCAGUCGCCCGACCAGUACGACGACGACGAGAAUGACGACGCAGCGAGCGAGGACACGUAGCGAUGCGAAGGAGGCAUCUUAAAUUGACGUUACAUGAAGUCGCACUUGCCGCAGCACA